This is a messenger RNA of Gongylonema pulchrum, 813 nucleotides long. The record is from the annotation of a GenBank genome assembly. Lineage: Eukaryota; Metazoa; Nematoda; Chromadorea; Rhabditida; Gongylonematidae.
AGUGCAGAAAGUGCUAGUUCGAGCAUUAGCUUCGAGUCGGCCACGGCGUCCGUUUCAUCAGAUCCAGGUGAAGCGCUUUAUGCGAGCACUGUCGACACUGUACCGUUGUUUCUGAAUUUUUCAUGCACACUGCGCUUUUCCAACAGAGAAGUGUAUACAUUUCCCAUCGAUCAUUUGCCGUCCUGCGUUAUGGAGUUACUGAAACAUUGCUCCGAAAUUUACAGCAAGAGUUUCACCGGGAUGGAUCUUAUCCGAAUCUCUUUUGGCAUAUAUGUCCUCUCAUGGCCUGUUGUCCGGGCCACAUCGGUUGGCCAGUUGGAUGCUUAUAUGGUUUCACCUAAGAAACCGGACUUCUCCCCAAAAUUUCGCAAAUUCGCGAAUUAUUUUGAUUUUGAUUAUUCUUAUCCGGCAGCAACAUUGGAUGUCAUCUCACAGCUUCCACGUUCGGAAAACGAAGCAGUUCUGCGGCUGGAAUCUGGUAUUUCUCGUUUACUUAAGAUGGAAACAGUUCUAGUGCUAUCACGUUACGACGUAACACUUGAUACAUUACAGCGCGUAAUGAAUUUCACUAUUGAAGAGGUAGACGCCUCUUUCACUGAUCUAAAAUUCCUUUCCACCGAGGCGCUUCCAUAUCAUCAGGAUUUCACAAAUUUUGUGGCUAUGACAAGGACAUAUUAUUGGUCCGAAGCCUCUUUAUGUCAGAUUUUCCCUUUGAUGCUAGUGAGACACAUUCAGACGCCAAAUGCGUGUAUUUCACGCUCCCCGUUCCCUGUUGUUUGUGUUCAGUUUGUGCCUGUCAUCAACAUUGUGUAG